Messenger RNA from Melospiza melodia melodia, 3300 nucleotides. It is a transcript of the gene EFCAB14, whose product is annotated as EF-hand calcium binding domain 14. The transcript has 11 exons. Bases 36 to 1493 code for a protein of 485 amino acids. NCBI's taxonomy places the organism in Eukaryota, Metazoa, Chordata, Aves, Passeriformes, Passerellidae. Gene Ontology annotation, molecular function: calcium ion binding. The record is from RefSeq and is a predicted model, not a curated record.
GCCAGCCGCCGGCCGCGCCGCCGCCCCACAAGAGGAUGAAGAAGCGGAAGGAGCUGAACGCCCUCAUCGGCCUGGCCGCCGACGGCCGCAGGAAGAAGCCCGCCAAGAAGGGCUCGGGCCACCGGCUGCUGCGCACCGAGCCGCCCGCCUCCGACUCCGAGUCCAGCUCCGAGGAGGACGAGUUCUCCGGGACGCGGGGCCGCUGCGGAAAGGGAGACUACCUGCGGUGCUGCAGGUUCUGUUACCCUUUAUGUGCGUUUGUCAUUCUUGCUGCUUGUGUGGUCGCGUGUGUUGGCUUAGUCUGGAUGCAGGUGGCUCUCAAGGAGGAUUUGGAUGCAAUAAAGGAGAAGUUUCGGACUAUGGAAUCUAAUCAAAAGACAUCAUUCCAAGAAAUUCCUAAACUGAAUGAAGAUUUGGUGCAGAACCAAAAGCAGCUAGAACAAAUUGAGACUGGAGAACUGGGGCUGAGUAAAAUUUGGAUCAAUAUCACAGAGAUCAAUAAACAGAUAUCACUAUUGACCUCAACAGUAAAUCAUCUCAAAAACAAUAUAAAAUCUGCUGCUGACCUGAUUUCUCUUCCCCUCACAGUAGAGAAACUUCAGAAGACUGUAGCCAACAUAGGUAGCACCCUUACCAGUGUGGCUCAUGAUGUUGAAAAUAUACAGACAGCUAUUGAGGAAUACAAGAAAUCCAUAGAAAUACUCCAGAAUGAUGUGAGGGAAUUAAAACAACUGCCUUCACUUCCCUCCACUGUUGUUCCAAGGACUGAGGGAAAUCAGACAGAAUACUGCAAAAAGGAAAGCCAGGCACUGCAUGCAGCUUUGGAACAGCUAAAUAAUACUGUAGUGGUGUACCAAAAGUUGAAUGAAAUCAAGCUUCUAAAUGUGGAUUCAGCCAUUGGCAACCUCAGCCGGAAAGUUACGCUGUUGGAAAACUCUCCCCUGGUUGUGAAAAACCCCGACAAAAGAGAGAACUCAUCCACCAUCGUGGGGAAUAAUGCAACUACCUCUGUAAGAGUGGAAAAUGAAGAUCAACUAGAUAGUGAAACUCAGUCAAAUAAAGAACUGAAGGAAGCAGGAACUACUAGAGAUCCUCAGGUAUCAAAACUAAAAGAGACUCUUCAGCUGAUCAGUGCUCUCACAAGCAAGUCAGAAAAUGACAGACCCAUUGAGGCAUCAAAGAAUGUUGAAAGUAGUCAGACUACUACAGCAAAGCCCACAGACCUUUCAAGGGUGGCUUCGAGGUCAGCUGGUGACAACACAGAGAGAAAUGGGCAGCUGAGCCAUCUGUCCUUGCCAGGAAUUUCCAGCAUCGAAGAUCUUCAGAAACUGUUUGAAAAAGCACCUGCAGAUGCUGAUGGAAAACUCUCAUACAAAGACCUUCAAAAGCUGUUUGGCUCCACAGCCCAAGAAUCACAGAGCUUUAAGGAGUUUGACACAGAUGGAGAUGAGAAAUACACACUAAAAGAACUGAGAUCAGCAUUAGGUCUAUAGGGUAUAUGUUUAGGAAUGUGAUAUUGGUGGAUGUUACUGUAGCUAAAGGAAGCUACAGACAUGAAAAUCUAUGGCUGCACUUUCCCAGUGUUUGACUGAUCUUUGAAGCUAAAUUACUGUACACAUUACCACCUCUUUUUCAGUUGCAUUUAUUGAAAAGAAAUUUACAAAUUUAUAUGUCAAUAGGACAUAAUAUUGGGACUUUGUUAAAAUCAAGAAAAUUCCCAAACUUGGAAACAUUUUCCUCUCAUUAUUUCCUUUUCAAGGGAGUUAUUGCUUAUAAUUUAAAAUGUGUACAUACUAAAAUAAAACUAUGGUUUUAUAUUUCACUGAAAUUUGCCUUAAAUUAGAGAGCUGCACUUUAUGUAGAGCAGAAGGGAAAUCUGUCUUGUGAAGAUGGGCUGCUUCUGCUUGUAAAUAUUUGAGAUAGAGUAAAUUAUGCAUAUUUAAGGACAAGUUGUGUCAGGGGCUGCGUUGGUAGUAAUCUGUUUAUAAUGAGAGACUGAGCCUGGAAUGAAGGUUUAAGAGAUUCAGCUAAAUUUCUGAUUUUUACUAACUAUGUCCAUGAAUAAAUUUGGCCUCAGUCAGAGGGAAGCAGGAGGGGUAAGUCACGCCCAUCUAUAGCAGGAUGUAUUUUUAAAGGGAAGAGUUGAAAGUGUUUUUAUAUCAUGAGCCUACAGGAGCAAUUAACUUGCUGAGUGCUUGAGUUUUCACUUCAGCGUUGUUUAGGCUUUGCUGUGUUGCAUUCAGAUUAUAUUUUGUGAGAUGAGCCUGUCUAUUUAUUUUUUUUAAAUGAACAUAUUUAAUAGCUUUAAUAGAUGCUUAAGAGGUAAAAGCCUCCAGUGCAGCCUGCUGAGCAGCACCUGAGCAGUUCACAUCUCAGUGCUGCUCUGGUACACUCCAGGAGUGUGAGCAGGUGGGAAGGCCCAGAGAACACUUGGGAGCUCUUUCCUGGCUAUUGUGACCGUGAUCCCUUCUUGGUACCUUUAUUUUUUGUCUCCUUGCCAGCAGAAGGAUGUAAAAAGCUGUGUAGGCAUGUGCAAUCCCAUCAUCAUUCUGUACUGACACAUGGUUUGUAAGUGAGGUUUCCUUACUAAAGGAACUUAGAUCAUAGUGGUGGAUCUAAACACAGAGUGUAUUUAUCACCUUCUGGAACAUUGAAAAAUUACUUUAGCAGAGGGGAUUCUCUUGCAGGCUAGAUGAGGGCCAAGUUGGGUAAUUGUGCUCACAAAUAUCGCUGAUCUUGUUAAGAGUUUUUUGCAUGAUUAGUGAGUUGAAAUUUCCCACCUCGCUGAAACAUCAGCUUAUGAGGAAGUCAGUUCAUAAAUGUUGACUUUUAUAUUACUUUAGACUGGAUGUUUUAUCAAUAAUUGUAUUUUGGAAGUAUGAAACAGCAAAGGAAUGUACAAAUUGGAGCCCUGUUACCCAUUUCCUAAGCUUCUUUCACUGUUGCUCUUCUAUCCUGUUUGGGUAACGCAGAUGCCACCCAGAACCAAAAUGCUUUUGAUGUGACAUUUGAAAACACCGUAUUUAAAAACAAAACCAAACCAACCAACCUUGGCUUCAGAGAGGACAAGAAGCCAACACUUGCUUCUUGCCACUUCCCAUACCCUUUUAUACAUUACUGUAUAAAUCCUUAACCAAAUAAAGAAAAAAAAGCAAUAAAAUGUAACCAUUCUGACAUUUUAUUUGUACAUACUGUAUCAUAGCCAUAUGCCAGAGUUUGCAAAAUAUUUUUGGAAGUUUAUUUGUAUGAAAUUUAACUUUAUCUUAAAAUUUAAAAGAUUAUAGUACUGCCUUGUGAAAA